CUCUCUGUCAACAGCUCUUUCUGUCAACAGCCCUCUCUGGCAACAGCCCUCUCUGUCAACAGCCCUCUCUGUCAACAGCCCUCUCUGUCAACAGCCCUCUCUGUCAACAGCCCUCUCUGUCAACAGCCCUCUCUGUCAACAGCUCUUUCUGUCAACAGCCCUCUCUGUCAACAGCCCUCUCUGUCAACAGCCCUCUCUGUCAACAGCUCUUUCUGUCAACAGCUCUUUCUGUCAACAGCCCUCUCUGUCAACAGCCCUCUUUGUUCCACUUCCUCCCUU
This is a messenger RNA of Guillardia theta CCMP2712, 279 nucleotides long. RefSeq lists its product as hypothetical. The annotation marks the transcript as partial. The transcript has a single exon. The record is from RefSeq and is a predicted model, not a curated record. Lineage: Eukaryota; Cryptophyceae; Pyrenomonadales; Geminigeraceae.